UGCUUUCCUUUGCAUGCAAAAGGGACCCGGAUGAGAUAAAUGUUUUGCUUGAAUUCUUUGAUGUCCUGAUCUUUCUGUAGCUCUUUAUUUUUUUUUAACUUGUUCAUUAUAAAUUUAGCUUGAUGUUGCUGUUUAAUCUCUUCAGCUCUUCAUUGCAUCCGUCGUUUAUUCCACAGCGCUCUCUGGUAUUUGACAGUUCUGUUCUCUGGAGCAGCAUGGACCAGCAGCCAGCUUCGGGUGUAGCCUACUCUCAUCCAACUACAGUUGCUAGCUACACUGUCCAUCAGGCUCCAGUAGCUGCUCACACAGUUACUGCUGCCUAUGCACCAGCAGCUGCUACAGUUGCGGUUGCCAGGCCUGCUCCUGUAGCUGUUGCAGCUGCUGCAACAGCUGCUGCUUAUGGAGGCUACCCCACUGCACACACAGCAACGGAUUAUGGCUAUACCCAGAGACAACAAGAAGCACCACCCCCACCACCUCCAGCUACUACACAAAACUACCAGGACUCAUACUCGUAUGUAAGAUCCACGGCUCCUGCUGUAGCUUACGAUAGUAAGCAGUACUACCAACAACCAACAGCAACUGCUGCUGCUGUAGCUGCCGCUGCCCAGCCUCAGCCUUCUGUUGCUGAAACCUACUAUCAGACAGCCCCCAAAGCAGGUUAUAGCCAAGGUGCAACUCAGUAUACACAAGCCCAGCAAACUCGACAAGUGACAGCCAUAAAACCAGCGACACCGAGUCCAGCUACCACUACUUUCUCCAUUUAUCCUGUAUCUUCCACCGUACAGCCAGUAGCAGCUGCAGCUACUGUGGUGCCAUCCUACACCCAGAGUGCUACUUACAGUACCACGGCAGUCACUUAUUCUGGUACAUCUUAUUCAGGUUAUGAAGCAGCAGUGUAUUCAGCUGCAUCCUCCUACUACCAACAGCAGCAGCAGCAACAGAAGCAGGCAGCGGCAGCAGCUGCUGCUGCUGCUGCCACAGCUGCCUGGACAGGGACCACCUUUACUAAAAAAGCACCAUUCCAAAAUAAGCAACUGAAACCAAAACAGCCUCCCAAACCACCCCAGAUUCACUAUUGCGAUGUUUGUAAGAUCAGCUGUGCUGGACCACAGACUUACAAAGAACAUUUAGAAGGACAGAAACAUAAAAAAAAAGAAGCUGCAUUGAAAGCCUCACAAAAUACCAGCAGCAGCAGCAACUCUGCUCGUGGGACUCAGAAUCAGCUGCGCUGCGAGCUCUGCGAUGUGUCUUGUACAGGAGCAGAUGCAUAUGCUGCCCACAUUCGUGGUGCUAAGCAUCAGAAAGUGGUUAAAUUACACACAAAACUUGGUAAACCCAUUCCUUCAACAGAACCAAAUGUUGUUAGCCAAGCUACUUCUUCAACAGCUGUGUCUGUUACAAAACCGACUGCCUCUCCUUCAAGCAUUGCAGCAAGCAAUUGUACUGUGAAUACUUCUUCAAUUGCAACUUCUUCAGUGAAAGGUCUUACAGCUACAGGAAACUCGUCUCUUAAUAGCACAUCCAACACUAAAGUGUCAGCAGUGCCUACAAGUAUGGCUGCCAAGAAGACAUCUACUCCCAAAAUAAACUUUGUUGGUGGUAAUAAGCUGCAAUCAACAGGAAAUAAAACAGAAGACUUAAAAGGAACAGAAUCUGUUAAAGGCACUCCUGUUCCUUCUGUACAGAUCCCAGAAGUGAAGCCAGACACAGUGUCAGAACCAGUCACGCCUGCCUCUCUGGCUGCUCUGCAGAGUGAUGUGCAGCCAGUGGGCCAUGACUACGUGGAGGAGGUACGAAACGAUGAGGGAAAAGUAAUUCGAUUCCAUUGUAAAUUAUGCGAGUGCAGCUUUAAUGAUCCCAAUGCUAAGGAAAUGCACUUAAAAGGGCGAAGACACAGACUUCAAUAUAAAAAAAAAGUCAAUCCAGAUUUGCAAGUAGAAGUAAAGCCCAGUAUUCGAGCAAGAAAGAUUCAAGAAGAGAAAAUGAGGAAGCAAAUGCAGAAAGAGGAGUAUUGGCGGAGACGAGAAGAAGAAGAGCGCUGGAGAAUGGAAAUGAGACGUUAUGAAGAGGAUAUGUACUGGAGAAGAAUGGAGGAAGAACAACAUCAUUGGGAUGAUCGCCGCCGAAUGCCUGAUGGUGGCUAUCCUCAUGGUCCCCCAGGUCCGCUAGGCCUUCUCGGAGUCCGACCAGGCAUGCCUCCUCAGCCACAGGGGCCGGCACCUUUACGACGUCCUGACUCAUCUGAUGACCGUUAUGUAAUGACAAAACAUGCAACCAUUUACCCAACUGAAGAGGAAUUACAGGCAGUUCAGAAAAUUGUUUCUAUCACUGAACGUGCUUUAAAACUUGUUUCAGACAGUUUGUCUGAACAUGAGAAGAGCAAGAACAAGGAAGGAGAUGAUAAGAAAGAGGGAGGUAAAGACAGAGCUUUAAAAGGAGUUUUGCGAGUGGGAGUGUUGGCAAAAGGAUUACUUCUCCGAGGAGAUAGAAAUGUCAACCUUGUUUUGCUGUGCUCAGAGAAGCCUUCCAAGACAUUAUUAACCCGUAUCGCAGAAAACCUGCCCAAACAGCUUGCUGUUAUAAGUCCUGAGAAGUAUGACAUAAAAUGUGCUGUGUCUGAAGCGGCAAUCAUUUUGAAUUCAUGUGUGGAACCCAAAAUGCAAGUCACUAUCACCCUAACAUCUCCAAUUAUUCGAGAAGAGAACAUGAGGGAAGGAGAUGUAACCUCGGGUAUGGUGAAAGACCCACCGGACGUCUUGGACAGGCAAAAAUGCCUUGACGCUCUGGCUGCUCUACGCCACGCUAAGUGGUUCCAGGCUAGAGCUAAUGGUCUACAGUCCUGUGUGAUUAUCAUACGUAUUCUCCGGGACCUUUGUCAGCGAGUUCCAACUUGGUCUGAUUUUCCAAGCUGGGCUAUGGAGUUAUUAGUAGAGAAAGCAAUCAGCAGUGCUUCUAGUCCUCAGAGCCCUGGAGAUGCACUAAGAAGAGUGUUUGAGUGCAUUUCUUCAGGGAUUAUUCUUAAAGGUAGUCCUGGCCUUCUGGAUCCUUGUGAGAAGGAUCCCUUUGAUACCUUGGCCACAAUGACUGACCAGCAGCGUGAGGACAUCACAUCCAGUGCACAGUUUGCAUUGAGACUCCUUGCAUUCCGCCAGAUACACAAAGUUCUAGGCAUGGACCCGUUACCCCAAAUGAGCCAACGUUUUAACAUCCACAACAACAGGAAACGAAGAAGGGAUAGUGAUGGAGUUGAUGGAUUUGAAGCUGAGGGGAAAAAAGACAAAAAAGAUUAUGAUAACUUUUAAAAAAGUUUCUGUAAAUCUGCAGUGUUAAAAAUAAUAGGUGCCCAUUUGUUGGCUGUUUUUCAUUCAUAAUAAUGUCUACUUUAAAAAAUUUAUCAAGAAUUUCAUGGAAGAACCAAGUUUUUCUGUGACAUUAAAAUCUUCAUGUACAGUGUUAGGUGUUAUAUGAAUGGAAAGACACCCCCCAAAAAUUGUGCUCCAACUAGGGGAAAAACAAUGGUUCAGAUUCUCUCUCCCCCCCCCCCCCCCCCCCCGCCAUUAUUUUGGUUUUAUUUACUGGUUGCCCUAGUUUCUUCUAUUUUUGUGUCUUUUAUUAACUAGUCUUAUUAAAUCUUCACUGUAUUUAAUGCAGUAUUUGUACUUCAGUUACUAUGUGUAUUUUGAGAUGUUUAUUUAGAGGUUUUGUUCUUUGACACUAGCUGUUUGUGUUAUAGAUGAUGUCCUUUACUCCUUAAUAUUUUACAGCAGUAUAUUUUUUGUAAUGUGAGACUGCAAAAUUUUUUCCUGUUUUGUUUUGUUAUUCUAUAUGUGAUGGAUUAUAACACAAAAAGUUAUCCUGCCAUUUAAGUGCUCAGAACUGAAUGUUUCUGCAGAUUUUGUGGCAUUUGUCUCUCUAGUGUGAUAUAUAAAGGUGUAAUUAAGACAGAUUUCUGUUAAUCUAAUCAAGUUUGCUGUUAGUUGUGCAUUAGCAGUAUAAAAGCUAAUAUAUACUAUGGUCUUGCAACAGUUUUAAAAGCCUCUGCAUAAUUAAUAAAAAUGCAUGACAUCUUUGUUUUUAAUAGACUUUUAAAAUUAUAAUUUUAGGUUUGACACGUAGAUCUUUGUACAGUUGACUUUUUGACAUAGCAAGGCCAAAAAUAACUUUCUGAAUAUUUUUUUCUUCUGCAUAAGUGGAGAGGGCAUUUUUCAUACUAUAAGUGGGCUAACCAAUAUUUUGAAAAGAACUUUAUCAUUGUGCAACUAACAACAGUAACUAGCCCUUAAUUAUGAUGACAUUUCCUUGUUGGUGUGUGUGAGAUUACUCUAGCGACUAUUACAGUAUAACACAAUUGAAUGAUUCCUUUCCCCUGCCCCCAUACCCUAUCACCCAGAGAAUUUACAGUUCUAUUAACAGUGAGGUUGAUAAAGUAUUACUGAUAAAAAAUUAAGAUUAUCUAAGGAAAAAAAAACCAGAAAAUUAUUUGGUGUGGCCAUCUUACAUGCUUAUGUGUCCUACAAAAAGCUAAAUAUUCUAGCAGUGGUGUAAUGAUAAGUUACAUCUUACUGUUGAUGUGUUUAUGCUCUGGUACACAGGUGUCAUUUUGUUGUCACAGCACUACAGUGAAAUACACAAAUAAAAAUUUAAAUUCAUAUUAUGACUUAAAUGUAUUAUAUGUUAGAAUUGACAUAAACUACUUUUGCUUUGAAAUGACUUAUGCUUUAGUAAAACUAUAUUCAAAAGUA
This is a messenger RNA of Myotis brandtii (Brandt's bat), 4745 nucleotides long. RefSeq names its product zinc finger RNA binding protein (gene ZFR). Gene Ontology annotation, molecular function: single-stranded RNA binding; double-stranded RNA binding; zinc ion binding. Gene Ontology annotation, cellular component: precatalytic spliceosome. The coding region runs from base 123 to 3305 and encodes 1060 amino acids. The transcript is spliced from 20 exons. Lineage: Eukaryota; Metazoa; Chordata; Mammalia; Chiroptera; Vespertilionidae. The record is from RefSeq and is a predicted model, not a curated record.